AACAUUUCAUUAUCAGCUGGCUGACAAAAUGGCGAUGCAUGUGGCCAGACGUGUGACGACGAUCACUUGGAAUUGUAACGUGAUUUAGCCCCAAUCAGUCUGAUUUUUCCACCAAAUACGAAUGAUUUUCCAAGGAGUUUAUAUUUAACUGCGGAAUUAUGCAGUCAGUUUUGGUUUAUGGGCGCCAGAUCGCCCGUGCUGUGAUGGGAUAUGUACCGUACGAUGCGAGUAGGAGCAUCGAGUACAGCAGGGAUGGGAGACGAAUGCGCUUGGUUACGGCAUCAUGCGGGUUCUCUAAGGACGAUGCCGCUGCAGAUGCAAACAGCCGCGUCUUCAAGCAAGGCAUGUUCGGGGAUGAUGCAUGUUUUGUAGCCAAGUACAAAGGCUUUGAUGUCCUCGGUGUUGCUGAUGGGGUCGGAGGAUGGAGGGACUACGGCAUCGACCCGUCUCAGUUCCCAUGCCAGCUGAUGAAGAUGUGCAAACGGAUGGUCAAGGAGGGUCACUUUGAUCCACGCUCUCCAGUAGCCAUCAUCGCCACAAGCUACCAGGAGCUCCUAGAGCACAAGGCACCUCUCAUGGGGAGCAGUACAGCCUGCAUAGUUAUAUUUGACAGCGAUAACAAGACGGUAGCUUCAGCAAACCUGGGUGACUCUGGGUUCCUUAUCAUCAGAGCGGGCAGGGUGGUACACCGAUCGGAGGAACAGCAGCAUUAUUUUAACACGCCGUUCCAACUUUCGAUAGCACCCCCCGGCUUGAGAACAAUAUUAAGUGAUAGUCCUCAUUCAGCAUCCAGCUCACUCUUCUGUGUUAAAAAGGGCGAUAUCAUCUUAGUAGCGACAGACGGUCUCUUUGACAACAUGUCGGAGCAUAUGAUCCUUGGGGAACUCUCCAAACUAAAGGAUAACUCAUUCUCAAGUGUACAGAAGACGGUCAACGACAUCGCAGCAAAAGCAAGACGCCUUGCGUACGACCCAACCUACAUGUCACCGUUUGCGAUGCAUGCAAGAGAAAACGGGAUGGAGUUUACAGGUGGCAAGCCAGACGACAUCACCGUCCUGAUGUCAACGGUCGGCUACGAUAGCGAUGACGACACAUAAUACUCGCUACCCUCCGCCCCCUGGAGGGAGGGGCGGUUCCCCAGUAGACUCUAUAAACAGACUGCCAGGUAGUGGGAUACCUCAGUAUGCAGUCCUGAAACAAUGUAUCAUGUGAAUAGAAUAUAUAUAUUAUGGAGACUUGGUAGCUAGAUGAGAAAGGAGAGAUGAAGCAAGAUGGUGUUGGAUCAAAAGGGAGACGAAGGAGCAAAGAGAGAGAGAGAGAGGAAGUGACCGUCGUUCGUGUAGCUUUUGCUUAAAGAUGUACUGUAGUCUCCACCCAUGGUAUAGGGUCAAAGGGCAGAUGUGGCAACAAAAGGGGAAGGCAACAAAAGGGGAAGUAACCGUCGUUCAUGUCGCUUUUUGCGUUAGAAUCUACACUCCUGCUCAUCCCCGCCCAUGGUCGAGUGUUGGAGGGUGCGCGCAACGGAGCUGAUAAAGAGGAAGUGACCCUCGUUCGUGAACUCUCCUGACCAUGGCCUAGGGUCGGAGGUCAGAGGUCGCUUGCAACAAUGAUGAUGUAAAGAAAGUAACCGUCUUCAUCUUCUUAUUUACUCUUCCACCCAUCCUUGUCUGUGGUCGAGUGUCAAAGGGCUGCUGACAGAGGAAAUAACCGUCGUUCACGUCGCUUUCGCAUUGAAAUGUACACUCCCACGAUUGAGGGUCAAAGGUUGCUUGCAAGUUACAACAAAGCAGAGAUAGAGAAAGUAACCGUCGUUCAUGUAGCGAUCCUGUCACUUGUAAAUGAAUUACCCCGCCUACUCUUGGUUCUACACCUACAUGCUGGAGUUGGUUUCCUAUGUAACACAUGAUCGAUAGACCUGCAAGUGAUCCGUAGGGUCUUUCUACCGCCAACCAGGAUCAGCUGUGUCCUUUUAAGAGGUUUAUCCUGGUUGGUUUAGAGGAAAACCAAAUGGAUCUUUUGAAAACGCAGCCCGUUGGAAUCAUAACUAAUAAGGUCUCUGAAGUAAUUUGCCUAAAUCAAGGGCACCGAUGAAACUGAAAAGAUUCUAUGAAUACAUCCAGAAUAGCAUGGCAUUGUAAAGCUCUGAGCGAAGCAAGGUUGCUCGAUAAGGCCUAUAUUAAAGAUUGUAUGUUAAGAACCAGGAAGCCGUUUGAUGGUUGUUAACAACCUUCUGGCUCUAAACAGACAAUAUGUCCAGUAUAAACAAAGAUAUCAAUGAAUUAAAAUGUUUAAACCUGGCAAUCCUGUUAUUUCUAAAUCAUACAUAUAUACAUGUAUGUGGUAUACAUUUUAAAAGGCAUGCUAGUCAUGUCUCUAUGUUAAAUGAUGGUCUUUUUAGAAUCUCAGAUUAACAGAUCAAUGCUAAUUUAUGGUAUUUAUUAUAUUCAUCACCUACAGCAAUAGUUUAAUGACUGAAUUUCUGUGCAUGGGUGUUUUAAGAUGGUUAUAGAGAGGGGGGGGGGGGGGGUCUCUAAAGUUAGUCCUUUAUUCGUUUUCAUCAUAUAUUAUUUUCCUGUCGUAGAAAAUGUGCAAACAUAGCUUUUUGUAUUGCGGUAUACACGAGUGAUUACAGAAAUGUUUUACAAAAAUGUCUAACCAGGAUACAGAAAUGUCUCCUAUCACUUUUUGAGUGUAUGCAACUUUUGGGGGGCAUGUUUUUUUUUUGUUUUUUUUUGCCAGUCCAAAUAACCCAUUUAUUGUUUGAUAGAUAAUAAAUGUUAAACAACAUUUAA
Strongylocentrotus purpuratus (purple sea urchin) is the source of this 2792-nucleotide messenger RNA. RefSeq names its product protein phosphatase PTC7 homolog (gene pptc7). The record is from RefSeq and is a predicted model, not a curated record. The transcript has 6 exons. NCBI's taxonomy places the organism in Eukaryota, Metazoa, Echinodermata, Echinoidea, Camarodonta, Strongylocentrotidae. Bases 159 to 1097 code for a protein of 312 amino acids.